Messenger RNA from Cantharellus anzutake, 1218 nucleotides. RefSeq names its product kinase. Bases 1 to 1218 code for a protein of 405 amino acids. The transcript has 5 exons. Lineage: Eukaryota; Fungi; Basidiomycota; Agaricomycetes; Cantharellales; Hydnaceae. The record is from RefSeq and is a predicted model, not a curated record. Gene Ontology annotation, molecular function: ATP binding; protein kinase activity. Gene Ontology annotation, biological process: protein phosphorylation.
AUGGAUCUUACCAAGUCAAAGCGGCCUGUUCAUCGAGAAUCGACUGUGAUCGAUUCUCCAAGCCUGGUCAUCGCGGCUCCAGUCCAGUCAGCGCCGUCAUCAGCAUCGCGAUCAACUUAUCACAGCCGAUUGCAGGAACAGAUCGCUACAUUGGAUGUCCGCAAUCCUGAGGCUAUCUUAGAUCUUCGGCAGGACGAUUUAAGAACCAUUGGCGAGCUGGGCCAAGGGAACGGUGGUACCGUCACCAAAGUUGAGCAUAUCCCUACACAUAAAAUCAUGGCCAAGAAGGUAGUCCUCAUAGAUGCAAAGCCCGUUGUUCGAAAACAGAUUCUUCGGGAGCUACAAAUAAUGCAUCAUUGCAACUCGAAAUAUAUCAUUUCGUUUCAUGGCGCCUAUAUUUCCGAUCCCCACAUCUGCAUUUGCAUGGAGUACAUGGAUAAAGGUAGUUUGGAUGGUGUAUACAAGAAAUUUGGGCCAAUCCCGAUCGACGUGGUGGCUUUAAUCUCGCUGGCAGUCCUCGAGGGCCUCACUUAUCUUUAUGAUGAGCAUCGCAUCAUUCAUCGAGACAUUAAGCCCUCCAACAUCCUCCUCAAUUCUGAAGGACAAAUCAAGAUAUGCGAUUUUGGAGUAUCGGGGGAACUUAUUAACUCCAUAGCCGACACUUUCGUUGGGACUUCCACCUACAUGAGUCCUGAAAGAAUCCAGGGGGCGCAGUACUCCGUUAAAUCGGAUGCAUGGUCAUUGGGCAUCAGUUUGAUAGAGUUGGCAUUGGGGCGUUUCCCUUUCGCUGACUCCGAUGAGUCCGAUGACUCAGACCUUCAUGACCUUGAAGGCACAUUAUCUCCUCAUUUCAACGAUACCGAGUCGACAGUUCACCCAGGCAGACCAUCGUCGUUUCAGCCUUUUCCCGUAUCAAGGGCAUCCCAGAUUGAUACGACACGGUCCGUUCGUGACAAACGGAAGAGUCGAGGUGUGAGCCUUGAGGGCGGGGGAAUGACCAUGUCUAUCCUGGAGUUACUACAACAUAUUGUUAACGAACCAGCACCUCGCCUUACACCCGAUGGAAAGUUUCCAAAGCAAAGCGAGGAGUUCUUGGAUCUUUGCCUGCGGAAGAACGUUCAUGAACGUCCAACGCCCAAAGAAUUAUUAACUCAUGAAUGGAUAGUACAGGCGCGCGCGAGCAAUUUCGAUUUGAAGCAAUGGGCCAGUCUUGUUUAA